AUGGCUGUUUCUACCGUCUCUCAUCCCGCGCCCGACCUUGUCCUAACCGACCUUGGCGCAUCGUCCAAGCGUAUCACCCCUCUUGCUUCUGCUACUAUCCCUCACAACUCGCCUCAGCUCGAAGGCACGCCACUCAACCCAUCUCAGCAGCAGCUUGCUCUGGACGCCCUGGUUCCUGCUUCAGCCUUGUCCACUUCUUCGCAACCUUUUUCACCGAUCUCCAAUUCGCCCCAGCCUAUGCAACCCACAAAGAGCUCGCCUGCCACUCCUACGUCUCUCGUCAAGCACAGCGAGCUGACUCCCUCUCCGCGUGAUCGUUCAGCCGCUUCGGGAUCCGCUUCCUCUUCUACUCCCGCUUCGUCUACCACCCCUGCCCUGCCACCCAAAGUGGCUCCCGUCAUGGCCGGCAUGGGCACUCUACCGCCCAACGUCCCUCCUCCUUCCGCCUCUGCCUCUGCCUCUACUUCAGCCUUCUCAGCCUCUGACACGCUGCGCGCCAUCCCUACCAACAAGAACAACCCUGCUUUCCUCAACAAGCUUCGAAGCAUGGUGGAUGAUCCCAACACCGACGAGCUCAUCCGCUGGUCUCCCGACGGCGCCUCCUUCUUCGUACCCAACCACGUCCGUUUCGGUGACCAAGUGCUUCCUCGCUUCUUCAAGCACAAUCGCUUCUCCUCGUUUGUCCGUCAACUCAACAUGUACGGCUUCCACAAGGUGCCUCAUCUCCAACAGGGCGCGCUCAAGCAUGACUCUCCCCAGGAGAGCGAGCUCUGGGAAUUCUCCAAUCCCCACUUCCACCGCGAUCACCCAGACUGGCUCUCCAAAGUGCAGCGCAAAAAGGGUCCUCGCGACGACAAGGACAACCACGCCGACCGCGAAGCCAGCGCCACCACUGGCCAGGAACUCAUGCAUGCCGGCGCUCUCAUGCGUACCGAUUUCGGCAUGAACAACCUUGGCGCCGAUGCCAACGCCGACGGCGCCCUUCAGCUCGCUAGUGUUCUCAACGCCAUCAACGCCAUCAAGAAUGCUCAAACCAGCAUCAGCGCCGAUCUACGCCAUCUUCAAAACUCCAACCAGAACCUGUGGCAGGAAGCCGUAGAGUCCCGACAGCGCGCCAAGCGUCAGCAAGAGACCAUCAACAAGAUCCUUCGUUUUCUCGCCGGCGUUUUCGGUAAUCAAGAAGACACAGAGACUCCGGUCCCAGGAAAAAAGGUAUCUGGAAAAGCUCGUGCUGGAAAAAGAGUUGGCGUAAGACCGCAGCAGCAGCAGCAGCAACAACAACAACACCAACAACACCAACAACAACGAAGCAAGAGCCGUCUCAUGAUAGAGGACGGCAACGCUUCUUCCUCUUCGAGCCACCGUGGCAUUCAAGGCCUGGAUCUGCCGCUCGACCAAGAAGAGAUCGAAGAGAUGCCUUACCAUCUUCGAUUCCAGGAGGCCAGCAAUAGCGACUCGCCCAAAGUCCAAAGCCCCUCGGCCAACCUUGGCGCUUCAAGGUUCACACAGAUCGGCUCACCGCCCAGCAGCUCCAGUGCGGCCGACUUUGGAAGGCAGCUUUCUGAAGCCGUUUCCACACCGGGCGGCUCGAGGAGGCUCUCGUCCCAGGCAAGCAACCAGGUGCUCAACGCACUAGCAUCGGGCGAGGGCAAUGCCUGGCUUGCAAGUCUGUUUGGUGCCAGCUUGGCCAACCAGGGCUCCAAGUCGACCGGUCCCGCCUCGGGCGGAGGUCUGAAGCUCGAUCCACACAUGGUGGCCGCCCUUCAGCAGGCAUUGGCGAGUGCUGGUGGUGUCAACAGCGCCAGUGACAACACAGGAGACUACUUUGGCAGUACAACCGGUGCGCCAGCCGAUGAUGGUUCGUCUCGCUUCUCCGCUUUCCCGUCGUCUUCUUCCAACGCUUCUGCUGUCUCCUCGUCCAACUCGGCACAGGCCAACGCACUCGGACUGGAUGCUGAUGCGCUCGCUCGAUUUGGGGCCAGCAUCUCGCACGCACUCGUGCAAUCGCCGGCUCGCCCAAAUCCAAACGCCGGUGCAUCCAACACGCAACCAACCAACUACAGUGUCACCUCGCCCAGCAAAGGCGGAUCAGCCAACCUGUUCGAUAUGGGCAACGACGAGGUAACAAGCAGCGGUAAUAACAACCAGCAACUUGCACUGUCGCUGUCUAGAGCAACGCGCGAUCUGCAGAACACUUCGAGCGACGUGGAUCAGGUGCAGAGCAGCAUCAACUCGCUCAUUCAAGGUCUGCAGGGAAUUGCAGGGCAAGCACCGGCGUCGGCGUCGGCGUCGGCGUCGGAUAGAGCAGCGGUGGUGCCGUGGCAGACGACGUCGGGAGCUGCGUUUGAUGCGGCGCCGGCGACAUUUGGCGAUGCGAGUGGCUCGGCUUCGGUUGGCAACCAGUUCGAAGCGCCUAGUGGUACAACACCGCCUUCGUCGACGGUUGACGUUGGUGCGACGUCUGGUACGAAUGCUGGCAUGGACGAUUUCGACGUCGACUCGUUCCUCAGUCAAUUUGUUGAUUCUUCGCAAGCUCCCGGUGGAGGCGUCACGAGUCCGACACCGAACAACGCAUAUGGCGAAUCGCCCUCGUUUGCCUUUUCGCCUGCCACCACCGCUGCGUUCCUGCAUGGCGCUGCAACAUCCGCAUCGGAUCUACCAUACGCUCAACAGCUCACGUCCAAAGCCGAGUCGGGCACCAGCUCCAACAGCUCGAGUAGUCGCUUGAAUGGUAAAGCGGAUUCCAACGCGCCCAAGAAGAGGAAACCCUCCACGUCCGGCGUCGAACUCGCCGUCGAUGUCGAUAUGCCCGAUAGACCGCUUAAAAAGUCGGGCAGGAAAGCUUGA
Messenger RNA from Mycosarcoma maydis (corn smut), 2847 nucleotides. RefSeq lists its product as uncharacterized. The record is from RefSeq and is a predicted model, not a curated record. Gene Ontology annotation, biological process: regulation of DNA-templated transcription. The transcript has a single exon. Bases 1 to 2847 code for a protein of 948 amino acids. Gene Ontology annotation, molecular function: sequence-specific DNA binding; DNA-binding transcription factor activity. NCBI's taxonomy places the organism in Eukaryota, Fungi, Basidiomycota, Ustilaginomycetes, Ustilaginales.